Messenger RNA from Cuscuta campestris, 2441 nucleotides. The record is from the annotation of a GenBank genome assembly. NCBI's taxonomy places the organism in Eukaryota, Viridiplantae, Streptophyta, Magnoliopsida, Solanales, Convolvulaceae.
AUUGCCGAUCUACCAUCUUCGCCUUCUUCUGCCUUCUGCCAAAUAACCGGACCCCAUUUAUGACCGGGCCGGUCCCGGCGGUUACCAAGUUUCACAGUGAAUAGCAUUGGUUUGGUCGUGAUGUGUAGCGAGGAUAUAUCACUCGAGGGAUUAGAGGAAGAGCUAGAAGAGUGUAAAAACGACGAUGUAGUAGCAAACAUACUCUCCAAAGGCAUGAAAUUACGGGAAUACACAAAGGGAGUUGAGAACAAUCUAAGGCAGGUUGAGCUGGACUCGAUCCAGGAUUACAUAAAAGAAAGUGACAAUCUAGUCUCACUUCAUGAUCAAAUUCGUGACUGUGAUACGAUUCUUUCACAAAUGGAAGCUCUGCUAAGUGGAUUUCAGACAGAAAUAGGCUCUAUCAGCUCAGACAUAAAAAUCCUUCAAGAGAAGUCUAUGGAUAUGGGACUGAGGCUGAAGAAUCGGAAGGUGGCAGAGGCAAAACUGUCAAAAUUUGUUGAAGAUAUUAUUGUUCCACCAAGGAUGAUAGACAUUGUUGCUGAUGGAGAGGUUAAUGAUGAAUAUAUGAGAACAUUGGAGAUUCUGAGUAAAAAGCUGAAGUUUGUCGAAGUAGACCCAAUGGUUAAAACAUCACAAGCCUUAAAUGAUGUUCAACCUGAACUUGAGAAGCUAAGACAGAAGGCAGUAUCAAAGGUGUUUGACUUCAUGGUUCAAAAGCUAUAUGCAUUGAGGAAACCAAAAACAAAUAUACAGAUCCUUCAACAGAGUGUUCUUUUGAAAUACAAGUGUAUUAUAUCCUUCCUCAAGGAGCACGGAAAGGAGGUGUAUCUUGAGGUUCGAGCAGCUUAUAUUGACACAAUGAACAAGGUUUUAAGUGCGCAGUUCCGUGCUUAUAUUCAAGCACUAGAGAAACUUCAACUGGAUAUAGCAACAUCUAGUGAUCUAAUAGGUGUUGAGACAAGAAGCAGUGGUCUUUUCUCCAGAGGGAGAGAGCCAUUAAAGAAUCGGUCUGCAGUAUUUGCUUUGGGGGAAAGAAUCAACGUUCUCAAGGAAAUUGAGGAGCCUCCUUUGAUUCCACACAUAGCUGAAGCCGGUUCAAAAAAGUAUCCCUAUGAAGUUCUCUUUAGGAGCUUGCAGAAGCUGCUUCUGGAUACAGCUUCUUCUGAGUACCUUUUUUGUGAUGAUUUCUUUGGGGAGCAGUCUGUGUUUUAUGACAUAUUUUCAGGUCCUUUUGCUGUAAUUGAUGAGCACUUCAACUCAAUUCUUCCAAAUUCAUACGAUGCAAUUGGCUUGAUGCUCAUGAUUCGAAUUGUUCACCAGCACCAGCUUGUAAUGUCUCGUCGCCGAAUUCCUUGCUUGGAUUCAUUUUUAGAUAAGGUCAAUAUUGCAUUAUGGCCUCGUUUCAAGAUUGUAUUUGACUUGCACCUCAGCAGCUUGAGGAAUGCUAAUAUCAGAAUUCUCUGGGAGGAUGAUGUUCAUCCACAUUAUGUCAUGAGACGGUAUGCAGAAUUUACUGCAUCACUUAUUCAUCUUAAUGGUGAAUACAGAGACGGCCAGAUUGAACUCAAUAUGGAGAGGCUUAGAAUGGCUGUUGAUGACUUGCUUGUUAAGCUUGCUAAGAUGUUCCCUAAACAAAAGCUGCAGACAGUGUUUCUUAUAAAUAACUACGACAUGACAAUAUCUGUCUUAAAGGAAGCCGGUCCAGAGGGUGGUAAAAUUCAGCAGCAUUUCGAGGAUUUACUGAAGAACAACACUUCUAUAUUUGUGGAAGAGCUACUGCUGGAGCACUUCAGUGAUCUUAUUAAGUUUGUAAAGACAAGAGCAUCGGAGGACCCACGUUCUGGAUCUGAAAGGCCACCUGUAAUGGCGUCUGAAGUUGAACCUAUAGUUAAAGACUUUGCAAGCCGGUGGAAGAGUGCAAUAGAGCUGAUGCACAAUGACGUGAUUACUUCUUUCAGUAACUUCCUUUGCGGGAUGGACAUACUAAGAGCAGCUUUAACACAGCUGCUUCUUUAUUACACGAGGCUUUCGGACUCCAUGAAGCGGAUUUCUGGUGGCACUGCGUUGAAUAAGGACCUCGUUUCCAUAUCUUCAAUCAUGUAUGAGGUCAAAAAAUUCUCGCGAACAUUUUAGGUCAAUUUCUAUCCCUUGUUUUUGCCAGUUAUACAUAGCUAAAUACCCUUUUGCCAAGAAACCUUACAGAAACACUUCCAUUGUAUUUUGCUUCGAUUGAGGAGUUUGUGUUUCGUUCUGUUCGUGUAUUUUGUAUUCUUGAAUUGAGGUCGCCGUGCAGUUGUGUUUGCAAAUUCCGCACAUCCAUCAUUUUUCUUUUGGUGUGACUUUUAAUACUCCGUACUAAAAUGAUAGGUCACAUUGUGUAAUCACUAUUUAUUUAUUUAAACGAUCCCGUGCACAAGAAUUCAUAGGACAUUGGUUUCAAG